CCAUCGAUAGUUUUCCAGCUCUAAUCCCUAUACCAGCUUCUUCAGUAAAACUCGCCUUUGCAUUUUCUUUGUUAAAUUGCUAAAAUAAGACGCAUUAAAAAUAUUUGCUUAAAAUUAAGCAUUAAAUAGUGUUAAGUAAAUGUGUAUAAAUAAAAGUACUUUUUGCGGGCUGCUCUAAAAUUUGUCACGCAAGGCAACUGCAGCUGUGUACCUCUUCUAACCAAGUAAAUGCAAUUUGGAUAUAUUUAGGAAAAAAAGUUUCUGAGCGUCGUGUAUCUAGUUACAAUGGAAGACGGCCACGCUAAAACCGUCGAACAGGCCUUAAACUUUUUUGGCACAGACGCAGAACGUGGACUCACAUUGGAACAAGUUAAAAGCAAUCAAAAGAAAUAUGGUCCAAAUGAACUGCCCACGGAAGAAGGAAAAACAAUUUGGCAGCUUGUUUUAGAGCAAUUCGAUGACCUUCUCGUGAAAAUUCUGUUGUUGGCCGCUAUCAUCUCAUUUGUUUUAGCUUUAUUUGAAGAGCACGAAGAGACAUUCACAGCAUUUGUAGAACCUUUAGUUAUUCUUUUAAUUUUGAUUGCAAAUGCCGUUGUAGGUGUAUGGCAAGAACGAAAUGCUGAGUCCGCUAUUGAAGCGCUUAAAGAAUAUGAACCUGAAAUGGGUAAAGUGGUCCGUCAGGACAAGUCCGGAAUUCAGAAAAUUAGAGCAAAGGAAAUUGUUCCUGGAGAUAUUGUUGAGGUGUCAGUAGGUGAUAAAAUUCCCGCUGAUAUAAGAUUAACACAUAUCUACUCGACAACACUACGCAUCGAUCAGUCUAUUCUGACUGGUGAAUCAGUGUCAGUUAUCAAGCAUACCGAUCCUAUUCCCGACCCCCGUGCCGUUAACCAAGACAAAAAGAAUAUACUAUUUUCGGGUACAAAUGUAGCAGCUGGUAAAGCUCGCGGUGUGGUCAUUGGUACAGGUUUGAAUACAGCUAUUGGCAAAAUUCGAACAGAAAUGUCAGAAACGGAAGAAAUUAAGACUCCACUACAACAAAAAUUAGAUGAGUUUGGUGAGCAGCUUUCGAAGGUGAUUUCCAUCAUUUGUGUUGCUGUAUGGGCUAUUAAUAUUGGACAUUUCAAUGAUCCUGCUCACGGUGGCUCGUGGAUAAAAGGUGCUAUCUACUAUUUCAAGAUUGCUGUAGCUUUAGCAGUUGCAGCCAUUCCAGAAGGUCUACCAGCUGUUAUUACAACUUGUCUGGCUUUGGGAACUCGUCGUAUGGCCAAGAAAAAUGCCAUUGUGCGGUCUUUACCGUCUGUAGAAACAUUGGGCUGUACAUCGGUAAUUUGCUCCGAUAAAACUGGUACUUUAACCACAAAUCAAAUGUCUGUGUCAAGAAUGUUCAUAUUCGAAAAAGUCGAAGGUAAUGAUAGCAGUUUUCUCGAGUUUGAGCUAACAGGAUCCACAUAUGAGCCUUUGGGUGAACUUUUCUUGGGCGGUCAACGAGUAAAAGCCGCUGAAUAUGAGGCACUUCAAGAACUGGCUACUAUUUGUAUCAUGUGCAAUGAUUCCGCUAUUGAUUAUAACGAGUUUAAACAAUGCUUUGAAAAAGUUGGUGAAGCAACAGAAACCGCUUUAAUUGUGCUUGCGGAAAAACUAAAUCCCUUCAACGUUAACAAAAGUGGGCUAGAUCGUCGUUCGGCCGCUAUUGUAGUUCGUCAGGAGAUUGAAACAAAAUGGAAAAAAGAAUUCACACUUGAAUUCUCUCGCGAUCGUAAAUCAAUGUCAUCGUAUUGUACACCCCUGAAACCAUCGCGCCUGGGUACUGGCCCUAAGUUAUUUGUUAAAGGUGCUCCAGAAGGCGUUUUGGAUCGUUGUACGCAUGCACGCGUUGGAACAAGCAAAGUUCCACUAACUUCUUCCCUCAAGAGCAAGAUUUUGUCUCUUACUGGCCAGUAUGGUACGGGUCGUGAUACAUUGCGUUGUCUCGCCUUGGCUGUUGCUGAUAGUCCAAUGCGACCCGAUGAAAUGGACUUGGGCGAUUCGACGAAAUUCUACCAAUAUGAAAUUAAUUUAACAUUUGUUGGUGUUGUUGGAAUGUUGGAUCCACCACGUAAAGAGGUAUUCGAUUCAAUUGUGCGUUGCCGGGCAGCUGGCAUCCGCGUUAUUGUGAUAACAGGUGACAACAAGGCAACUGCUGAAGCCAUUUGCCGUCGUAUCGGCGUUUUCACCGAAGAUGAAGAUACAACUGGCAAAUCUUAUUCUGGACGUGAAUUCGAUGAUCUUUCUCCUGCCGAACAAAAGUCUGCAUGUGCCCGUGCUAGAUUGUUUUCGCGUGUAGAGCCACAACAUAAGUCGAAAAUUGUUGAAUAUCUACAAGGUAUGAAUGAAAUUUCUGCUAUGACAGGUGAUGGUGUCAAUGACGCCCCAGCUCUUAAGAAAGCCGAAAUCGGUAUUGCAAUGGGUUCAGGAACGGCUGUGGCUAAAUCAGCUGCAGAAAUGGUGCUCGCCGACGAUAAUUUCUCCUCCAUUGUAUCUGCAGUUGAAGAAGGUCGUGCUAUCUACAAUAACAUGAAGCAGUUUAUCCGUUACCUUAUUUCAUCGAACAUUGGUGAGGUAGUCUCUAUCUUCUUAACCGCAGCUUUGGGAUUACCCGAAGCUCUGAUUCCCGUCCAACUUCUGUGGGUGAACUUAGUGACAGACGGUCUACCAGCAACAGCUCUUGGAUUCAACCCUCCUGACUUGGAUAUUAUGGAAAAACCUCCACGCAAAGCUGAUGAAGGUCUUAUUUCAGGCUGGCUAUUCUUCCGAUACAUGGCUAUUGGUGGCUAUGUCGGUGCUGCCACAGUCGGCGCUGCUGCCUGGUGGUUCAUUUUUGCGGAAACAGGACCCCACCUAUCCUAUUGGCAAUUAACUCACCACCUGUCAUGCAUCGGUACUAGUGAUGAUUUCAAGGGAGUUGAUUGUAAAAUAUUUAGCGAUCCUCACGCAAUGACAAUGGCUUUGUCCGUACUUGUAACAAUUGAAAUGUUAAAUGCUAUGAACAGCUUAUCAGAAAAUCAGUCACUUAUUACCAUGCCCCCAUGGUGCAAUUUGUGGCUAAUUGGUUCUAUGGCCCUUUCGUUUACGCUUCAUUUUGUUAUUCUUUACGUGGAAGUCCUUUCUACCGUUUUCCAAGUUACUCCACUGUCCGGAGAAGAGUGGCUAACUGUGAUGAAAUUUUCAAUUCCUGUAGUUUUAUUAGAUGAAACACUGAAAUUCGUUGCUAGAAAAAUUACGGACGGUGAGAGCCCCAUUCUAAAAAUGCAUGGGAUUGUUUUAAUGUGGGCCGUUUUCUUUGGCCUUUUAUAUGCAAUGACGCUUUAAACAGUUUGUUCAAAAAACUUACAUACAUACAUAUUUGUAGCAAAUUUAGUUAAAGACAAACUAUUUAAUUAAAAUUCUAUACUAAUUUUCGGUAUGACAGAUUUAAACCUUAAUGCUUUAGCAUUACGCUGCUGAAACUAAUUUAAGAGCUUGGAGAAUGUUAUUUUUAUUUUAGGAUAAAUUAAAAAAAUAACAGUAUAGUUAUGCCUUCAAUGUUUACAUGCACUAAUUCUUUAAGCUUGUAAGGUAAAAUACUCCAAUACAAUCUGCAAAUACAAUAACAUUUAUGACUUUACCACUUAGAUAAAUUACCUUAAAGCAUAGCAGUCAUUCAAUAUACUUUUGUUUUAUUUUUGCGUUACAAUAAAUAUGUAAAUAAUAGUCAUUCUUAGAACUUCCAAAAUUAAAAUCUCCCAACGUAAAUUUUAAUUCGAUAAGGUUUGAAAGUACAAAAUAUUUCAAUUUUCCAGUUGGUAUUGUGUACUUUGCAUUUUAAUAGUCUGAAAGAGUCAAGCAAAAUUAUUGAUCGCGAUAAAUUAUUAUUAAGGAGUUUUUUAUGAAAGUGGAUUUAAUUACAAUAUUUGAGAGAACCGUACUCAAAGUCAUCAAAGAUUUCUACCAAUUAAAUAGCAAUGUACUUAUACUAAUAAA
Molecule: messenger RNA, 3999 nt
Organism: Rhagoletis zephyria (snowberry fruit fly)
Lineage: Eukaryota; Metazoa; Arthropoda; Insecta; Diptera; Tephritidae
Product: ATPase sarcoplasmic/endoplasmic reticulum Ca2+ transporting SERCA
Biological process (GO): calcium ion transport
Cellular component (GO): membrane
Molecular function (GO): P-type calcium transporter activity; ATP binding; ATP hydrolysis activity
Source: RefSeq, a predicted model, not a curated record